CGCUGAGCAGUUCAGCUGUGUGACAGUCUGCUUUAUUUCAGCUUCAGUUACUGAACCAUAAUAUGGUACAUAUAAUUAAAGUUAGUUGGGUUGUUUUGCUCUACGCAGCCUGUCCACUGACCAACUGCCAGUUUAGUUCAUAGUUCAGGUUCAGUACAGCUGGUUUAGUUCAGAUUCAGUUCCAGAUUCAGAGCUGUGAUAUGGUUGAGACAGAGAAGUUUCCAGCAUCGCUUUACUGCCUCCUGCUUCUGCUCUCUGGAGUCUCCUCUUACACUGAGUUCGAGAUCUCAGUGCCCAGCGGUGGUCAGGUCGGGGUUUAUGGGCAGUCCGUGGUUCUGUCCUGCAGCUUUCCCACCGGAGGCUCCUGGGAUGUGAGCAGCAGCGUGUUCAUGUGGCAGCGUGGCCUGGAGGUGGUCCACAGCUUCUACCACAGCCAUGACCAGCUGGACCAACAGCAUCAUCACUAUGCCAACCGUACCAGACUGUACCACCAGGAGAUGGCGAAGGGAAAUGCAUCACUCAGGCUGGACCGGGUCACCCUGGAGGAUGAUGGAAUAUACACCUGUUCGGUCAGCACACAGAUCGGCAGCCAGAACAAAAGCUUCAGUCUGAAAGUAGCAGCCUUCUACCCGGAGCCUCAUCUGCACAUCAACCUGUUGAGCAAUGGGCAGGUGGACCUCCUGCUGACAUCACAGGGAGGUUACCCCUCCCCAUUGCUGCAAUGGCUGAUGGGAAACAUGGAGGACAUCACAGAAGAAACGCAAACACAGCUGGAGCAGGACCAACACACCAGGCUCUACAGCGUCAAGAGUAAGCUAAACCUCAAACGGGGCAGCAACUCCUCCAUCACCUUCAUCCUGAAGAACCAAGAUCUGGGGCAGGAGAUCAGACGGAACAUCGACCUGUUCUUAGAAGACGGAGCUGGUGGUCCACUAUCAGGAGACAGGGGACAUUAUGUUCUCCUUGGAGCUCUGAUCACUCUCCUCACAGCCGGCCUAGCAGUGUUAAUUAUCUUUUUCCUCAGACGACGGACACAGAAAAGCACAACAAAAACAUUAUUCAGAGCCGUCACCUCCGCUGACGAAGAGCAAUCUAUAAACCACCAAAAUGGAAAACCACCGCAUUGAGUUUGUUAUUUUCUCGCCUUGGAUGAAGAGACUGUAUCACUGCAGUGUCAUCACUGCUGACCAACGAUGGACGUUUUGAGUGGAGAUGGUGAUCGGUCACUUGCACAGUCUGAAAGAAGCCAUGCAUCAAGUCCAUUUUAUACCGCACUGCUAACAGUCCUGGGUUACACAUUUCAUGUCUUUUUUGGUGUUUUCUGUGAGUGACAUGCCAGAGAUUUCCAUCUAGAAGCGCUUUAUAAAACCAUCCUUCAGGGCUCCGUUGCUCAGUCAAGGUCCGUCAGUCCUGAACACCUUGUUUUCCUGCUGCAGCUGAUGUAAGCUAGUCUAGUGCUCGUCAGUCUUUAGAGGAGUCAAACAUUUGUUCAGAGCAGCAGUAAGAUUUGAUUGGCAGCUAAAG
This is a messenger RNA of Colossoma macropomum (tambaqui), 1524 nucleotides long. Its product is annotated as CD276 antigen-like. The transcript has 4 exons. Gene Ontology annotation, biological process: cell surface receptor signaling pathway; cellular response to lipopolysaccharide; T cell costimulation. The record is from RefSeq and is a predicted model, not a curated record. Gene Ontology annotation, cellular component: external side of plasma membrane. Bases 201 to 1127 code for a protein of 308 amino acids. NCBI's taxonomy places the organism in Eukaryota, Metazoa, Chordata, Actinopteri, Characiformes, Serrasalmidae.